Messenger RNA from Strigops habroptila (Kakapo), 1358 nucleotides. It is a transcript of the gene DUSP11, whose product is annotated as dual specificity phosphatase 11. The transcript has 9 exons. Gene Ontology annotation, biological process: protein dephosphorylation. Gene Ontology annotation, molecular function: protein tyrosine/serine/threonine phosphatase activity; polynucleotide 5'-phosphatase activity. Bases 34 to 978 code for a protein of 314 amino acids. The record is from RefSeq and is a predicted model, not a curated record. Lineage: Eukaryota; Metazoa; Chordata; Aves; Psittaciformes; Psittacidae.
GACGUUGCGGGGCUCGGUGCCGCCGCUACCGCCAUGGUGGGCAGGGGCGCGUCCCGCGUCCCGGACCGGUGGACCGAGUACAUCCCGCUGGGCAGGAGGAUACCGGGAACACGCUUCAUCGCCUUCAAAGUGCCCCUAAAGAAGAGCUUUGAUCGAAACCUUCAUCCAGAGGAGAGAUUUUCACCCCAUGACCUCAUUAAGAAAAUCAAAGAGCAGAAGGAAGAGCUGGGCCUGAUCAUUGACCUGACCUAUACAACUCGCUACUAUGGGCCAGAGGAGCUCCCAGCCUCAAUCUUCUACUCAAAGAUCUUGACAAUGGGACAUGAAAUCCCAAACAGACACACCGUUUCUCAGUUCAAAUGUGUUGUAAAACAGUUUCUGAGAGACAACAAAAACAACGAUAAACUCAUCGGAGUUCAUUGCACGCAUGGCUUGAACAGAACUGGCUACCUGGUUUGUAGGUACCUGAUUGAUGUUGAAGGCAUGGAGGCAAACACUGCAAUCGAGUUGUUCAACAGAGCUCGAGGGCAUCCUAUAGAGAGAAUCAACUAUAUCCAACAUCUUCAGCAGAGACCUGUAAAAAAGAUUUGUGGACUAAACAGAUUGGACUCGGGCUGCUUCAGAGGAAAAGCUGCCCCUACCCCAAACAGCAAAACCCAGAUGAUCAAAUGUAAUUCACAUCAUUCAGACCAGUACCCCAUAGCAGUGCCCAGGAAACCCGGCAGCACCAAGAAGAGCCACAGGAGAGGUGCCACGAUGCAGGCACCAUUCCAGGAGCCAGCACAUGAGCUCAGGGCGAUGGAUCCAAGGCAGCCCCAUGGCUUGGCAGUGAGGAACUGUCAGUUUUCACUCCCCACCAAGGAGCAGAGCAAUGGACUGUUCUUUCCCCCUCAGAACCCCCACUUCUGCCCACCCCAGGCAAUGCAGCCAGCCAGGAGACGCAGGCGCCGGCGCCGGAAACCUGUUGUGAUGGAGUAGGGAACGUUGUCCAUAAGGAAAGCCCAUCCAGGGCUGUGUGUUCACCCUGGAGGGGCUCCAGGAUGGGUCUCAGCGCUGGAAUGAGCGGCUUUGCUGUAACCUCCACCAGCCGUUGGGAGCUGCAGUUGUUCCCAACACAGCUCUUUUAGCUCAUUUUUCGUUUACUUUUUCUGGUUCCUUCUCUUGGUGCUUUUACGAAUCCCGCAGGAAUUCUGCCUCUGGCAUUCCGGAGCCAGAGCUCUGCUCCUUGAGGGAAGAAUAACCACGGACCCAAAUGGAGUCAUCCUAAAGAAACAUCCACAGGAGCAUACUUUUAACCUUCAGCUGACAGGGUUUUUCUUAUUUUCCUCAAUACAACAGGUUUUAUUCAGCUUGAACUC